UUUAUUUAAUUUUAUCGGUGAGAGUUUUCUCUUUUUGGGGCGUUAAGAUACGCGGCUGCUCGGUCCGUGUUGAUUCAGACCGCUUCGGCACUAAGUAUCGUGUUAGCUCGCUUAGUUACUGCUUUUUGAAAGGCUGUUGGAGCCGGGCGGUUGAGGGUUGCCGGUCAAUCCCGCCCCCCACUCUGAAUCGCCUGGCCGGACGAAAGAAAGUGAUCGACAGAGGACUGUACGCUGGGUUGCUCUUUCACCGGUUCCUUGCGUGGGGGGCUGCUGCGCCGGCUGUCGAUAUGCUGAAGACCCGGCAGUGGCUGCUCGGGAUCCGCACUUUCCUCGGAGUCACGUCCAGAAUCUGGGGCUUCAUCUUGUACGUACUCAGGAAGCACCUCCGCACGAUAAUCCAGUACCAGACAGUGCGCUAUGACACUUUACCCCUUUCCCCGGUCUCCAGGAACAGACUCAAUGCUGUGAAGAGGAAGAUACUGGUGCUGGAUCUGGAUGAGACGCUUAUCCACUCCCACCAUGACGGGGUACUGAGACCCACAGUGCGGCCUGGCACGCCGCCCGACUUCAUCCUCAAGGUGGUAAUAGACAAACACCCAGUCAGGUUUUUUGUACAUAAACGACCGCACGUCGACUUCUUCUUAGAAGUGGUCAGUCAGUGGUAUGAGCUCGUGGUGUUCACAGCCAGCAUGGAGAUCUACGGGUCUGCGGUGGCAGACAAGCUGGACAACAACAGGGGCAUCCUGAAUCGCAGAUACUACAGACAGCACUGUACACUGGACCUGGGUAGUUAUAUUAAAGACCUCUCUGUGGUGCACAGUGAUCUCUCCAGUAUAGUCAUUCUGGACAACUCGCCAGGAGCCUACCGCAGCCAUCCAGAUAAUGCAAUACCAAUAAAGUCGUGGUUCAGCGACCCCAGCGACACGGCACUUCUAAACCUGCUGCCCAUGCUGGACGCCCUAAGGUUCACUGCAGAUGUCAGGUCCGUCCUCAGUCGAAACCUCCACCAACAUCGGCUCUGGUGAUUGGCUGCGGGGGCUUUUUCUGGUUCUGGCCCCUUUGUUUUUAAAACCUGUCCCUACCAGCUGCUAGCCCUACCCCCCACCCACCCACAGUUUUAACUCUUCCUCUCCCCACGGCCCCUUCAGAGAAGGGGAGUGCGGACACUGGGGAGGCGGGGAUGGGGUGAAAAGG
This is a messenger RNA of Megalops cyprinoides (Indo-Pacific tarpon), 1194 nucleotides long. Its product is annotated as CTD nuclear envelope phosphatase 1A-like. The record is from RefSeq and is a predicted model, not a curated record. The transcript is spliced from 8 exons. Bases 288 to 1025 code for a protein of 245 amino acids. Lineage: Eukaryota; Metazoa; Chordata; Actinopteri; Elopiformes; Megalopidae. Gene Ontology annotation, molecular function: protein serine/threonine phosphatase activity.